AUGGGUGUCGAGAGCUCCAUAAGUUCCAAUGUUUUGCUUCGCCUUGUCAUUUCCAUUUUGACGAUUAUUUCUUUGGAAGACUGGGUUCCAUUAGUGAGCUUCACAUAUGGGUCCUGCAAGUCUGACGAGUGCGGUAAGGUCAUGAUAGGUUAUCCUUUCGGGAACCACUCUGAACCAUGUUGUCCUCAAGACCGACUGUUGAAACUAAAUUCUCUCAAGAAGGGCCCUCUUGUUUAUGAUAAUCAAUCUCUUAGGUUGAUCUCAGAGUUUGGGAGAACGGGCAAUGCUUGUUUUACGUCAGCUAAAGAGUCUUCUAAAAAGCCCGGCGCAUCUGAUACUGAUGUUCCCGGCAUUGAAGUGCUCUCAUCUCUUAAAUCCCGUCAUAAGCCCCACCUAGCGUUUCUCCGUAACUGCACUAGCUCCCCAAAUGGUGAUUAUUCACAUCCUAACUUGACUUGCCCCUCCUUUGGCGCCAACCAAUCUUAUGUCGCUCUCAUAGGUAGACCAGAAGACCUAAAUCUUACUCGGUUAGUUUGCGAGAGUCAGGUUAUUGUACCAGUUGAAUUAGCCAAAGAGGAUAGGGAGAAAAAAGAAAAUGAUAAAUCAGCCAAGGAGAAGUUGAAGCACGGGUUUAGACUGCAAUGGAAUUUAACCUCCUGGGAGAGUUGUGUUAAAUGCAACAUUAGUGGAGGCAAAUGCUGGGAAGCGGAUGGAAGUUUUCUGUGCAUCUGUUCUGGUAAAGCUUAUCCGCGUACAUGCAAAGGAGGAAACAACCAUGCACCUUUGAAGAUUGGAUUAGGUAGCGGAUUUGGUGCCUUGGCCUUGGCCAGUAUUUUGCUCUGUUCAUUCAUCUAUAUGAUCCGCCACAAACAACGGCAUUGCUUCUCAAUAUUCUGCUCAAGACAUGCUCCUUCCGAUUCUUCCUUGAAAGCAAACCUUGAAGUGGGCAAUGUAUACUUCAGGGUCUCCAUUUUCACCGAAGCUGAGCUUGAAGAAGCUACUAACCAUUUCGAUUCUGCCUGGGAGCUCGGAGAUGGAGGUUUUGGAAUUGUGUACUAUGGCAAACUUCGAGAUGGCCGGGAAGUAGCUGUUAAGCGUCUAUAUGAGCACAACUAUAGGCGGGUGAAGCAGUUCAUGACAGAAGUUGAAAUCUUAACUCGCCUGCGCCACAAAAACCUUGUCUCUUUGUAUGGUUGCACUUCACGGCAGAGUCGUGAACUCCUGCUGGUCUAUGAGUACAUACCGAAUGGCACAGUAGCCGAUCAUCUGCAUGGGGAGCGAGCGAAGCAGGACCCUCUCCGGUGGCAUAUUCGUAUUAGCAUCGCCAUAGAAACGGCCACCGCAUUGGCUUACCUUCAUGCGUCUGACAUAAUCCACCGUGACGUGAAGACUAACAACAUCCUCCUUGACAACAAUUUUUCCAUCAAAGUAGCAGAUUUCGGCCUUUCUCGGCUGUUCCCCAACAAUUUGAGCCACGUCUCAACCGCUCCUCAGGGGACUCCGGGUUAUGUGGACCCUGAGUAUCACCAGUGUUACCAGCUUACAGAGAAGAGCGAUGUCUAUAGUUUCGGGGUAGUACUAGUGGAACUCAUAUCAUCCAUGCCGGCGGUCGAUAUAAGCCGAGACAGGCACGAGAUUAAUUUGGCCAACUUAGCAACUAGCAAGAUAAGGAACCACGAGUUCCGCGAAUUGAUGGAUCCAAAUUUGGGGUUUGAGUCGGAUCCCGAAAUCAAUAGGAUGAUCAUGGCUGUAGCCGAGCUGGCUUUCAGGUGCUUGCAACAGGACAAGGACAUGAGGCCCUCCAUGGAGACUGUCCUGGAGGAGUUGAAGGCAAUUUCGAGCGGGACACAUGAGCUGGACAAGUCGAAGGAUGUGAGCUAUGAUAACAGCGCCGGUCGAAGCGAGAACCCACCUCCUCUGCCAGAAUGUGACAAUGUGGGGCUGUUGAAGAAUAUGAAGUCGCCGACUUCACCUGUUUCUGUGACUCAAAAAUGGGGAAGCAGCGGUUCUUCCUCUGCACAUAGUGGUUAACUUGUAGUCUUAUCAGUUCUCUCCUGUAAAUUUCCCUUCUCCUCCAUCUUGACUUAAAGUUUGCUUGCAUUUGGUUAAUGGUUUC
Molecule: messenger RNA, 2116 nt
Organism: Eucalyptus grandis
Lineage: Eukaryota; Viridiplantae; Streptophyta; Magnoliopsida; Myrtales; Myrtaceae
Product: LEAF RUST 10 DISEASE-RESISTANCE LOCUS RECEPTOR-LIKE PROTEIN KINASE-like 1.1
Exons: 4
Coding region: 1-2031 (676 amino acids)
Biological process (GO): protein phosphorylation
Molecular function (GO): ATP binding; protein kinase activity
Source: RefSeq, a predicted model, not a curated record